This is a messenger RNA of Cetraspora pellucida, 339 nucleotides long. Lineage: Eukaryota; Fungi; Glomeromycota; Glomeromycetes; Diversisporales; Gigasporaceae. The record is from the annotation of a GenBank genome assembly.
UUGCCAACACUGUAUUUGAUACUUGAGCAAUCCAUUAAUUGGCUGGAAUACUCUACUGAAUUUUCAAAAUGUCCGGCUCCAGAUUCACCCCAGACCCAAAUUUUAGCUAUAAGAAAUGAAUCGAGAAAGAAACGAAAAAGUUCAAUAACUGAAGAACAACAGUUAGGUUAUCGAAAAAGUGAAUCAGGAAAGAGCGAAAGAGAAUAUAAUCAAGAUGAACAAGCAAAUAUUUUAGAAAAUGAAACAUCACUUGCCUGUCAACUUACUGCUGAUGAUAGUAAUUUUUUCAAACCGUUUCGUGAAGCUGUUGCAAAUCUUGGACAUAAUUAUUGUUCUAUU